Molecule: messenger RNA, 1608 nt
Organism: Fonsecaea erecta
Lineage: Eukaryota; Fungi; Ascomycota; Eurotiomycetes; Chaetothyriales; Herpotrichiellaceae
Exons: 1
Coding region: 1-1608 (535 amino acids)
Cellular component (GO): endoplasmic reticulum
Molecular function (GO): ubiquitin binding
Source: RefSeq, a predicted model, not a curated record
AUGUCGACCCCCGACAUCUCCCAGUUAACGGCAUCUCAACAAGAAGCUCUACAAACUUAUACCUCCGUCACCGACCAAGACCCCAUUGCAGCAAUUCCGCUCCUGCAGCGAUGCGAAUGGAACGUCCAGAUUGCUGUGGCCCGCUUCUUUGACGGUGAACCUCCAAGCGAUCCUCUCGUCGAAGCACAAUCGCAGCUGCCUACUGCCUCCGCUCGUCAAACUACAAAUUUGCAAUAUGAGUCUCUUCUGGCCGCAGCUCGAUCGCCUACCAGAACACCACGGGCGAGUUCUGCGGAUAUAGUCACGCGGGUCGACACGAGUGGUACAGUCAAUGAACCGGUCUAUCGUCCUUCGACACUGUUCUCCAUCAUAUUUACACCCGUGAACAUCCUCUACAGAGUAUUUACAGCUGUUUUAUCACCCUUUGGGUUUCUCGUUCCCACGUUCCUCUCGCGCCUUUUUCGUCGCCUUCUGUACCAGUCCCAACCGCAAUCUCGUACUCAAAGGAGAGCCCUACCACCAGCCGAGAAUGCCAGGAGGUUUAUACGAGAAUUCAGUGAAGAGUAUGAUUCCGAGAGUCAUGAUGGGGAAUCAUCUACACCUCUCCUCCCGUUUACAGAGUCGGGGUUUAACCUGACCCUCGACACCGCCAAAAAGGACCUCAAAUUCAUGCUUGUGGUCCUGCUCUCCCCUAGUCACGAUGACAAUAAUACCUGGGUUCGAGAAACCUUACUCUCGUCGCAAUUCAAAUCAUUCCUCGACUCGCAUCGUUCUGACUUGAUACUUUGGGGCGGAAAUGUACGAGAUUCAGAAGCCUACCAAGUGGCGGCUAGUCUACAGUGUACCAAAUUCCCCUUUGCGGCGCUCAUAUGUCAGGGCUCGGAGCCCGGGUCGGGUUCCCCGUCAGGAGCAAUGACAGUCAUCAUGCGCGCAGCGGGACCUACGUCGGCAGCAGACUUGGUGGCGAAAAUAGCCACGGCGAUGACCGCCCAUCAGACACAGCUUACUGCGGCACGGGCUCAGCAGGCAGAACGACAGGCUACCCAGAACUUGCGAAGGGAACAGGACUCGGCCUACGAGAGGUCAUUAGCCCAGGAUCGUGAGAGGGCCCGGCGAAGACGGGAAGAGGAGGAAGCGGCAAGAAGAGCUGAGAUGGAAGCCCAAGAACAGGCCAGAUUGGCGGAGAAGAGGAAGCGGGAUCUUGAGCAGUGGAAAAGGUGGCGUGCUCAGUCACUUCCGGGAGAACCGGACACGGAGCUCAAGGAUGUCAUCCGGGUUAGUAUUCGCUUGCCAACCGGGGAACGAGUUAUACGAAGGUUUCGAGCGGAUGCCGACAUGGAAGAACUAUAUGCCUACGUGGAGUGUUACGAGGUGAUCACGUCUCGAGAUGCGGAAAAGCAAAACGAGGAGGGUGAUGAUAAUGAUGAUGUGGAGGAGCCUGAGGGCUAUGAGCACGAAUACAGGUUCCGCCUGGUGUCACCGAUGCCCCGAACAGUGUUUGAUUUGGAGAAGGGUGGCUCGAUAGGCACACGGGUGGGCAAGAGCGCCAACCUCAUUGUUGAACCUGUUGACGAGGACGAGGAAGACGAAAACGAAGACGAAGCCUGA